AACACAAAUACAAAGUCAAAAUCUCAUUUGUGCAGUCUUGAGAAACAAGACACCAUCAAUGUAGAGAGAUCUUGAACAAGUCAAUAUAAACCCCACCUCAACACAAAGCAAAGUAUCAAUUCUCUCAUUUCUCAUACUUUCUCUCAAAACCCAAAAUCGGAAAAAACCAUGGCCGGAGUUGAAUUCCUCUCCAAAGAAUAUGGAUAUGUAAUUCUUGCUCUUGCUGCCUACUGCUUCCUCAACUUUUGGAUGUCCUUUCAAGUCGGCAAAGCCCGCAAACAGUACAAGGUUUCUUAUCCAACAAUGUAUGCUACUGAAGCUGAAAACAAGAAUGCUAAGUCCUUUAACUGUGUUCAGAGAGGUCAUCAGAAUUCAUUAGAAAUGAUGCCAAUGUUUUUCAUGCUGAUGAUUGUUGGAGGAAUUAGGCACCCCUUGAUUUGUGCAUCUCUUGGAGCUGUUUAUAUUGUAUCUCGCUAUUUCUACUUCACUGGUUAUUCCACUGGGGAUCCCCAAAAUCGUCUUACUCUUGGGAAAUACAAUUUCUUGGCAAUUAUGGGACUGAUGAUUUGCGCAAUAUCUUGUGGAGUUAAUUUCCUUAUGUCAUGAAUAAUAGUCUCAAAUAGAGCAACCUAACCUCCUUGUGAUUCCUUUUAUUUCCAGUACGGGAUGAUGUCUUUUUUAUGUCUAUUUUGUCAUUAAUAUGAAUUAAAUUGGUACUUUCUGUAUCAAGUUACCUCAUCUGCAUACUGUUUUCAGUGUUUGCCAUUUUUAGUUGCAGUGAUUUUAUUAUGAUUUGGAAGGAAA
This is a messenger RNA of Solanum verrucosum, 804 nucleotides long. RefSeq lists its product as uncharacterized. The coding region runs from base 169 to 606 and encodes 145 amino acids. Gene Ontology annotation, cellular component: nuclear envelope; endoplasmic reticulum; membrane. The record is from RefSeq and is a predicted model, not a curated record. Gene Ontology annotation, molecular function: glutathione transferase activity; glutathione peroxidase activity. The transcript has 4 exons. Lineage: Eukaryota; Viridiplantae; Streptophyta; Magnoliopsida; Solanales; Solanaceae.